AUGCCAAAGCUUCCCUUGACCAAAACCGAUGUCGACCUGGCUGCUCUUUCGAGGGACGUGUGCGACAGGUUUCUGCUGUUCAGCGAGAACUCCGAGAUUCUGGACUACCGGAAUGAGAAUGGUCAUGGAUGGUCCUUCUACAAACAUGAUGGCAUCCUCCGGAUGAUUGGCACAACCAUUGGGGAUGACAAGAAAAUGAUCCAAAAACUUCAGAAAUUCCAACUGAGGGACGAUGACGUCAUGAUAGCGGCAUAUCCCAAAUGCGGUACCCACUGGUUGUGGGAAAUAGUCACCAUGCUCAGGACCGGUAACUCUGAGUACAGCAGAAAGACGAAGGAGAUCGCCAUGUUGGGGAAUCCGCACUUUGAGCUGGCUGAUCAACUCCCAUCCCCGAGAGUUCUAAACUCACAUUUAUAUUUCCGUCAUCUGCCAGAGAAGAUGGUGGAGAAGGAAAAAACAAUCUUUAUCAUGCGAAAUCCCAAAGAUGUCAGCGUAUCUUCUUAUUGUAUGUUCAACGGAUUCAAAAACAUCUUUAGGUUUGACGGGACCUAUUCAGAAUAUCUGGAUCUGUUCUUAGAAGGAAAAGUUCCCGGUGGAGCUUAUGCCGACUACGUGAAGGAUUGGCUGCAAGUGAAACAGGACAACCCGGAUUUGCCUGUCUUGACAUUGUUUUAUGAAAACGUGAAAAAGGAUCCUGUUAAAAACAUCAAAACGGUUGCCGACUUCAUUGGCGUGUCUGUCAGCGAUGAACUAUGUGAGCAAAUAGCAGAAGCCUGCAGCUUUAAGAAGAUGAGGACGGCAGGGGAAGAGGUGAAGGAGGGGCCAGUUAAUAUGCCCGAAAUCCGGAAGAAAGGUCACAAAUUAAUCUAUAGGAAAGGUGAAGUUGGGGACUGGAAGAACUGGAUAACUGUUGCUGAAAACGAGAGAUUUGAUGACGUCAUAGAGAGAACAUUUGAAGGCACUGGAAUUGUAUUCACGUAUGAUGUACCCAUUGGUUGUGGGAAAUCGUCACCAUGCUCAAGGCAGGUAACUCUGAGUACAACAAAAGCCGAAAGGAGAUCGCCAUGUUGGGGAUGCCGGAGUUUGAGCAGGCUGAUGAACUCCCUCCCCGAGGGUUCUAAACUCACAUCUAUAUUUCCGUCAUCUGCCCGAGAAGAUGGUGGAGAAGCAGAUAAAACAAUCUUCAUCCUGCGAAAUAGCAAAGAUGUUAGCGUAUCGUAUUUUAACAUGGUCAACGGAAGCAAAGGAACUUUUGGGUUUGACGGGACGUAUUCAGAAUAUCUGGAUCUGUUUCUGGAAGGAAACGUAAGCGGUGGUGAUUAUGUCGACUACGUGAAGGACUGGCUGCAAGUGAAAGAGGACAACCCGGACUUGCCAAUGUUGACAUUGUUUUAUGAAAACUUGAAAAAGGAUCCUGUCAAGGAAAUCAAAACGGUUGCGGAGUUCCUGGGAGUCUCAGUCACUGAUGAUCUGUGCGAGCAAAUAGCAGAAGCGUGCAGCUUUAAGAAGCUGAAGGCUGCAGAUAAAGAGGUGAAGGAGGGUUAUGAGGGAUCUUCCGAAUCCUGGAAGGAAGGUCACGCUGGGAUGUAUAGAAAAGGUGAAGUUGGGGAUUGGAAGAACUGGAUAACAGUUGCAGAAAACGAAAGAUUUGAUGAUGUCAUAGAGAGAAGAUUUGAAGGCACAGGCAUUGUAUUCACUUAUGAAUAGCUAACGGGUUAUAAUGUGAUCAUGUCUAGAUGCCUUCGUGGAAACCUAAAGUGAAAUUGGCGACAUAGAAACGUGAAGCGAAUCAAACAACUUAUUAUUAUAAAAUGAGCGUGGUAUGUGUUCGACGCAGUUUCCUAUUUCCGUUUUAUCACUGAGGGUCAAAUUAGCCUAACUGACCAACUCGUUGAAACCGUCGAGCGAGCAAUGGCAUAGUGCAGACAAAGAAAUGCAUAUGCACAGAAAAGAUCUUGGAAUCAAACCCAUGUUCAGCAAAUCAGCUAAUAUUUACCGUCAUUACUCUGCAUAAUGAUAUGCGGCUCCUGAGUUGAAUGGGCGACCAGUGCCUCCAGACAGACCACGAUGCAACUAUCAAGUAUGAUUCUGCAUAUAUUUAUAUAUUGUAUUUGAGUAUUGUUUAUCAUUUGAACACGAGAAAUAAACAUUAACUGCCAUCA
Molecule: messenger RNA, 2162 nt
Organism: Haliotis rubra (blacklip abalone)
Lineage: Eukaryota; Metazoa; Mollusca; Gastropoda; Lepetellida; Haliotidae
Biological process (GO): sulfation
Cellular component (GO): cytoplasm
Molecular function (GO): sulfotransferase activity
Source: RefSeq, a predicted model, not a curated record